Molecule: messenger RNA, 261 nt
Organism: Thlaspi arvense
Lineage: Eukaryota; Viridiplantae; Streptophyta; Magnoliopsida; Brassicales; Brassicaceae
Source: the annotation of a GenBank genome assembly
UUUCACUUGCAGCCAUUAUCACCAACAGAAGCUGCAGUUAGGGCUAAAGAAUCAGCUAAAAAUAUCCUUAACAUUAAGACACUAAUCGACAAAAAAAAUUUUGGCCUUACGAAGAGAAAUAGAGUCUCAAAAAACUCACCGGCAAGCUCUUCCAAACUAUCGCCAACAUUGUUGUUUCUUAUGUGGAAGCUGGACUAUGCGGAAAUGUCAAAGAGCAACUCAUAUGUUGAGAAAUAUUACUCAGAGACAGAGUCACAUAGA